Messenger RNA from Colletotrichum truncatum, 1821 nucleotides. RefSeq lists its product as uncharacterized. The record is from RefSeq and is a predicted model, not a curated record. Lineage: Eukaryota; Fungi; Ascomycota; Sordariomycetes; Glomerellales; Glomerellaceae.
AUGUUGGCCUCCGACUCUUUCUUGCCCUCGGGCUUUACCGAUCACGAUCCUAAUAUGCCACCCUCGGCCGUUAUCUCACCUCUAUCACUCUCACAGAUGGCGAGCUCGUCUUGUUACUUCGACACCACGUCGACGUCGAAUGUCGCAGGCGGUUCCAUCUACUCCCCACAACCAGCUGGCGCAGUGCGUCAUCACCAAGGCUUCCUUUCCCCCAACCUACUUCCCAACGGCUACAAUGGUGUUAGUCCACGCGAACCGAGAACUAUGCCAUUUUCUCCAACAAAUCUCGACCAACUCGUCGGACAGAACCCCCCAGCUGCUACAUCGACGUCCGUGAGGGCAUCUGCUAACGGAAUUCCUCAUCCACGGUCAGUCUCUGCUGAUGCAGCCUCGGCUCCUGCAUCCGCACAGAUCAUUCGGAGACUUGCCCAGCAAAAUGCGCGGAUACGGGAGGCAUGGGAGGCCGAGCGCAAGUACAUGGAGGCGAAUCGUGAGCGUGUCGAAGAGGUUUACAAGGAGGAGCGCGCCCUUAUGGAAGAAGAGCGUGUUGGUUGGGAUGCAGAAAAGAGCGACUUGCUAGACCAGAUUCGCCAGCUACGGGAGCAGGUCGCGGCGAUUGAAGGCGACAAAAUCCGCCUACAAGGAGCGCUGCAGCGCUACGAGCUAGAGAAGGCCGGCAAAGUAGCCGGCGUCACUGUUGCACUUCCAGGAACAGGAAAUCGAGGCGGUGGGGCCGAUGGCUCCACCGAACUUUCCUUUCCAGGGUUUUCCUCGCACCUUAAUGACGCGCGGUUCGGCCUUUCUAGCGGAACUGGAAAGCGGAGGCCAGCAAAUGGCUCUGCCUCAGCCUCAGUUUCGCCAUCCCAGAUCCGAUCUCAGUUUAUUAGUCCCGGCAGUUCCAGAAUCUCUCCCUCCAAACAACCAGAGUCUUCGCCAUUCAUUCCCCUCAACCCCAAUAUGCAGCCUACAACCAACGACGCCGUCGACUUUCUUGGGUCCCCCAAGGACGAGUCGCCCGUUCCUAUAGUUGAUAUUCAGAUCAUCAACCCUCAAUUGGAAGGUGUUCCACUCAGGGCUCCUGCCAUCCAGAAGAGCACCUUCACCGAUUCUGGCAAUACCCCAGAUAACUCAAAGAACUCAUCGAGGAAUCCGUCGCCUCCUGGAGAGUCUGGCAAAUCGAGACGUAGCCCGACCAAGGAGCACACUAUCCAAGUCCUUGCAGCACCUGAACCUGCCAGGCUUACCAUGCAUGCCGGUCACACUCCUAGCCAUUCUCUUUCUCACAUGGGAACUGCACCUGGCACAGAAGUCCCAACUGCUGCUGAUGGUACUGGUGGUUCUACACCUACUUUGGCUCCGACGGAUAUGAGUUCCAACCCGGCAACCCUGUGUGACGUCAGAACCAGGGGUGACUCAUCCGAUGUCAACGACGACACUUUUGGCGACGGUUUCGAGGAGCCCGAGCCGACUAUGGAAGCAACAGACGAUGUUGCCUUAAAAGGGCCUUUAAUGGUCAGGAAUAUUCCUGCUCACGAUGAGAUCUUCUUUCAACGACUAUCUGAAAAGCUCGAGGAUGUAAGCCGUGGCGAGGAUGCCGUGCCGACCUGCCUGAAAGAGUCAACCGAUGAUCUUCUAGCCGGCCCGUCAGAGCAGAAAGAAAACAGCCUCGCUCCUAAAACCGAUGCAGACGCAACCAGCGAUAUCGGUUCUGCUGCUGACAAAGAAGAGCCCGAGUCUCAGCCAAAAGUGGAGGAGGCUGACAUUCCUCUGAAGCUCAAGCAGAGCACAAACUUUGGCGCACCGUUGGGCUCCAUGUUUUAA